Messenger RNA from Dioszegia hungarica, 3027 nucleotides. RefSeq lists its product as uncharacterized. Gene Ontology annotation, molecular function: RNA binding. Lineage: Eukaryota; Fungi; Basidiomycota; Tremellomycetes; Tremellales; Bulleribasidiaceae. The transcript has 7 exons. The record is from RefSeq and is a predicted model, not a curated record. The coding region runs from base 1 to 3027 and encodes 1008 amino acids.
AUGUCAGAAGCAGACUUCAUAGCCUUCCCGCCAGCCUCAGAGGCAGGCAGCUCAACGCCUAAAAAGACAGGCGGCCGAGCCUUCAAAGAACGCAUCAACACCACCCUCUUUGUCUCUUCCCUUCCUUACACAGCCACCUCGACCGACCUCGUCACUCACUUCUCCUACCUCGGGCCAGUGCGUCAUGGGUUCGUAGCCACCGACAAGGCGUCCGGCAAAUCCAAGGGUGUCGGCUAUGUCACCUACUCGCUCAAGGAGGACGCCGAGCAGGCGCUUCUCGAGCUGGACAAUAAAGACUUUGGGGGGAAUGGACGGAAGAUCCGUGUAGGAUGGGCAACGGCGCGUCCGGGCACACUGGAGCGGAUCAAGAAGGCGGAAAUCGCAGCGGAGGAGCCGGGGAAGGUGUAUCAGCCUGGACUGAGGGUCAAGUCUAUCGAUACCUCGUCGGCGUCGACGUCGGCAGCGGGAGCGGCAGGGGUGAAGGUGGAAGAAGGAGAAGAAGGGAAGGAUCCCAAGGCAAUAAGGACGGUGGUCGUGUCGGGUCUGCCGGAGGUGACCAAGGCGGUCCUGUGGAAGAAGGUGCGCAAGGUGAAUGAGGGGAUUGAGGUGCUUUUCCCGGUGGAAGGGCAGGAGGGAGUGGCGCAUCUCGUAUUCCCGAGCCACGGGGAGGCGGUCAAGGGGAUCGGAAAGCUGCAUGGGCACACAUACAAGGAGAAGAUUGUGUCGGCGAUGCUAAAGAAGCGGGUGGAGAAGCUGGGGAUGGGGCAGGCGGCGGGUAAGGGCGUUAGUCACGCGGGACGUCUGAUCGUCAGGAACUUGGCGUGGCAUACUACCGAGCAAGAUCUCCGAGCCACUUUCCUGCCAUACGGUCCUAUAAACUCCAUCGACCUCCCCAAAGCCCCCUCCAACUUCCCCGAGCGGAACGGCAAAGACGCCAAGCCCCGAGCGCGCGGAUUCGCCUUUGUCUGGUUUGUCGCCAAGACGGACGCCGAAAAGGCCAUCGAGGGCGUCAAUGGCAAGCCGAUCAAAUACGCCAGCGAGGCAGCGAGAGCGAAUGCAAAGAAGGAGGAGGCGAGGGUGGUGGCUGUGGACUGGGCGUUGAGUAAGGACAAGUGGGAGGAGAUCAAGAAGGACGGGGAGGGGGUCAAGAAGGAGGAGGCAGAGGAGGAGGGGUCAAGCGACGAAGAGGAGAAUGGGGAAGAAGGGGAAGAUGAAGAUGUGGAGAUGAAGGAGGGAGCGGAAGAGCAGGAGGAAGAUGAGGACGUCAAGCCUGUCAAGCCGACAUUGCCGACGGUGGAUGUGGGGUCGACGCUUUUCAUCCGGAAUCUGCCCUUCGAGGUGACAGAGCAGGAGCUGAAUACCUUGUUCCGCUCUUUCGGCCCGCUUCGGUACGCUCGAAUCACCAUGGACAAGACAACCGGCCGGUCUCGCGGAAGCGGUUUUGUCUGUUUCUGGAAGACGGAAGAUGCGGAUGCGGCCAUCGAGGAGGCUGAGCGGGUGAACCAGGAGACGGGCACCAACUCCACUCCUCUCGGAGGCGGAAACAACCCAUUCGCACUUCCAUCAGUUCUGACCGUCGACCCGUCCUCGAGUCUCGCUUCCCGCUUGGUCAUCAAUGGUCGGUCGCUCGAGGUUACUCGGGCGGUGACGAGGGAACAGGCGGGACAGAUGAAGGAGGAUGGCGAGCGAGCGAGGGCUACGGGCGAUAAACGGAAUACUUACUUGAUGCGCGAAGGAGUGGUCUUCCCCAAUUCCCCUGCGGCCGCUUCACUGCCCGCUGCCGAGCUCGAAAAGCGUCAAGAAGCCUUCAAUGCUCGUCGCACCCUCCUCCGCUCCAACCCCUCCCUCUACAUCUCCAAGACCCGUCUCUCGAUCCGCCAACUCCCCCUCUUCGUCACUGACCGCACCUUGAAACGCCUCGCCAUCCACGCUAUCCGGACAUUCGACGCCGAAGUCGAAGCCGAGACUCGCGAACCCCUGACGCGCAUCGAAGAAUUCGACGAUACACUCUCGCCCGCCAUUGCCGCGCGCGGCGACAAGGGCAAGAACAAGAAGAAGGCCGAGCGCGAGACGCCGGUCAUCCAGAGUAAAGUCGUGAGGCAGACAGAGAAGGUGGAUCCGUUGACGAACAUGGGGCGGAGUAAGGGGUACGGUUUUCUCGAGAUUCGGAGUCAUCGCGAGGCGCUCAAGGUGCUGCGGUGGGCGAAUAAUAAUGCGGAGAUAGGGGAGUUGGUCUGGGGUUGGUGGAAGGAGGAAAUGAAGGAGGUUCUGGAGCGGGCAAAGAAGGAGUUGGAGAGUCGGCGGAAGCCGGUCGAGGUCGCGGAAGAGGGGGAAGAGGGGAAGAAGGUGGAGGGUAAAGAGAAGGAGAAGGAGUCGAUUGAGGAGUUGGAGGCGAGAGUGAGGAAGUUGGAGGAGAGGUCGAGGGAGGGUGAUGAUCGGAGUUCGGGGGGGAUGAGGGGUGGGAAGACGUUGAUGAUUGAGUUUAGUAUUGAGAAUGUCCAGGUCGUCAAGCGGCGAGUGGAGAAGAUCACUACGGCUCGAUCGGAUUCUCGAUCAGACCCUCGGCCGGCCAAGCGCGCCGCGGUCGACAGCGACGAUGAGGGAGCUGCACCUGCACCCGCAGUCACUCGCGCCGCUGGCCCCGGAGGUCGAGAUAGGUCUAAACGUCAGAGGACAGACGGACCUGCUCCAUCAACUACCACACCAGCGGCAGAUGGGGCUGCCCGUCGCGUCGAGAAGCGGGAAAAGGCAAAUGCGAGCGGCAAGAAGCCACAGUGGAAGCCUCCUGUUCAGCAGUCCAACAAGGCGCCAGGGGAGAAGACGGCGAGAGGGCGGGAGAGGACAGAGAAGCGGGACAAGGAGCGGGCUGCUAAGGCUGCUGCGGCUGGCGGUGGCGGUGGAGCGGGAGGGGCAGCGGGAGGGGCACCGACAGAGACAAGCGGGGAGAAGAGGGGGAUUGAGAAACAGGGGGCGAAUUUGGGAUCGAUGAUUGGCAGGAAGAGGCGGAUGCGGAAGGGUGGGAAGUGA